CAGAUGAGAGGUGUAGUGAAAUGUUAUAAAAAGAACAAGAAAGCCAUGGGAAGGCAAAAUGGGCUAAUUUUCGGGAAUAACAAGCUCUUGACUCUUCAACAUUCCUGCUCUCAGAACCUCUUUUAUACUCAAGUUGACCAGUUUCAAACAAAUGCGCUUAUUUACUCACGGAAUUGAAUGAAAAUAUAAGAGUCACGUGCAAUCCUUUUGUCACAGUUGUGCACAACAGGAGCCGAUUUCCACGAAACCAGAAGUUCGACCACAGAAAAGAGACAUCCAAAAUGGAAGGCACCGUGAAAAUGAAAUUAUGGAUCGUCCUUUCGUUGACCAGUGCAAUGAUGGCUGUAAUCCUGGCAACAGCGUGCACAUUUGUAUGUUUCAGCUUGAUAAAUAAAGUGGAAGAAUGCAACCAGAAAAUCGAAACUUUGGAACUCCAAGUUCAGGCCAAAAGAAAGAGGCUCGAAGUUGAUGAAAUUCAGCAGGUUUUCAAUCAAUUUGUUGUCGGUUCGAGAGCAAAGCGCCAUGUACAACGACCUACCUCUCCAAACGAUUUCUUUCUUACCCUUAACACAUUGUUUGGUUCCUAUCUUAAACACUACAAAGAUGAAUUGUACAGAAACUGCUUUUAUAACAAUACCGUCACUUGCAUUCAAGGAGAAAAGGGCCUACCGGGGCCUCGCGGGUUGAAAGGCGAUCUAGGACAAGAAGGGAGGCGUGGAGUGCAAGGACCGCCAGGGCCGCGUGGUCCAAAAGGGCUAAAGGGAGAUCCUGGAAUACGUGGACCGCCUGGUCCUACUGUCGACGUGCCAGUUAUAUCUCUACCGCCAGAGAAAACCGAAAUCUUCGAAGGAGAGUCUGUUAUGCUUUCAUGUGAGGCGAGUGGGUAUCCUCUCCCAUCCAUAGUUUGGUUUCACAAUGGUAAAAGAGUUUUGUAUAAUAAUACACGGUAUCACAAAACGAACGCAACUCAUCUUGAAGUACAGAAUGUAUCAUCGACAGACCACGGAUAUUUUGAAUGCUCAGCCAUCAACUUUAUGGGCGAGGCAAGAAGUAAGGCAGCGUUUUCUGUUCUUGUCCCACCUAAGGUGUAUAUUUUUGAAAACCAAAUUGUCAGUUCUGUUGGAGAUCAGCUGAAAGUGCACUGCAAUGUGACUGGUUUUCCCCUGCCCAGUAUCACAUGGCGUAAGGUGGAUGGUCGUCUGUCAGAAGAUGCAGUGGUCUUCCAAAACGGUUCUCUAUUAAUAGGUAGCCUGAAGAUGAGCGACGGUGGGAUGUACAAAUGCUUUGGUGAAAGCCCAAUCGGCAAAUCACAUGCAUCAAUGAUUCUUGUUAUUCGUCCGUCUGGCCAAGGAUUGUUUAGACGUGGCUGCGGCGGCCGGUUAUCGGGGCGUUUGGGAGUGUUUUCAUCACCAGGCUACCCUUCUGGUAACUAUAAUGGUCCUUACUCUUGUUCCUGGACGAUUACUGGCACACUUUCCCGUCUACAGCUCCGCUUUGUCCAAACCGAUAUGAAUUAUUACAGAACCAGGUUAACUAUAAGGGAGUAUGGACCAUAUGGUCGCGCCUUACAUUCAUCACGUGGCAGUUUGGGUCAGUCAGUUUUCACAUCAAGAGUCAAUACAUUGUAUGUCGAAUUUAGCUGGGACCCAUAUAGCGGGAAACAAGGAUUCCUAGCGAUGUGGGAAUCACUGCUUUGAAAACUGAUCUAUGGAUGUAGGGGGCUAGUUGAUUUAGGACAGCAAUGUCGACCACCUGCCUACAGCUCAGGACAGCAAAGUUUAGUUGUUUAUCUAUAACUUUAUGAAACCUUUUUCAUUUGCCCAUUGAAAUUGUUAUUUUAAACUUUUUCAGAAGGCUCUUCCAAAGAUAGAUCUAGUUAAUUGAUUGAUUUGUUAGAAAACUAAAAUUAUUAUGUCAGUUUUCUGUAGGGUAUGUUUGUGACAGUAGUUUAUGAUUAGACAAAUGUUGUGAACUGUUUAGAACACCUUAUGGUUA
This is a messenger RNA of Rhopilema esculentum, 1995 nucleotides long. RefSeq lists its product as uncharacterized. The record is from RefSeq and is a predicted model, not a curated record. Lineage: Eukaryota; Metazoa; Cnidaria; Scyphozoa; Rhizostomeae; Rhizostomatidae.